Molecule: messenger RNA, 2301 nt
Organism: Diplodia corticola
Lineage: Eukaryota; Fungi; Ascomycota; Dothideomycetes; Botryosphaeriales; Botryosphaeriaceae
Product: origin recognition complex subunit
Exons: 2
Coding region: 1-2301 (766 amino acids)
Biological process (GO): DNA replication initiation; DNA replication
Cellular component (GO): nuclear origin of replication recognition complex; nucleus
Molecular function (GO): DNA replication origin binding; ATP hydrolysis activity
Source: RefSeq, a predicted model, not a curated record
AUGGCUUCCGGCUCCCGAUCAGCAAAACGGCGCAAGCUGAGCACGCCCGACGACGAUGCAUCCGCCGCCAUCUCGACCACCGAGAACACACCGUCCGCUCCCACGCCUGCAAAAAGCACUCUGAAGCGACCAACGCGCCGCGCUGGGCUGAUUUCCACCGAAGGCAGCCGCACCAGCUCGAGACUCGCCCGCCGACACGGCCACGCUCCUGACCUCGACGACCCAGGCAUCUACGACGAUUUCGAUAGCGCAUUUGGAGGCUCGCCGGCUAGGCAGCUGCAGAGCGAGUCUGCAACUGCCGCGAAACGCGCACCGCCACCGAAGAAGACGACGCGAGCGAAACCAAAGGCCGCGCCGCAGAGUGACUCGCAGAAGGAGAACAUCCCGGAGGACAGCGAGCAGGAAGUCAAGGAUGAGGCCCCGCCGAAGCCUGUGAGGCGCGGUCGCAAUGCGCCGGUGCCGACGGGCAGCGCUGCUCUUGGGCCAGACAAAGAAGAGGCGGGUGAGUCGCGGAGCAGCAGAGCAAGAGCUGCGGGGAAGAAGCAAGAAACGCCGAUCAAGAAAACACGCACACCGAAAAAAGCCCCAGAAAAUGGUCGCGAGGGCCAGGAUGACGAGCCGCAGACUGCCAAAAAAGCCGCCAGCAAGGCGAAGACUCCAGCAAAACUGCGGGCAUCGGCUACCAAGCCAACAGAAGAGAAGGCAAGCUUACUGGACUUUGCCGAGAAUGGAGAAAAAGCAAGCGAGGACGACGCUGAUGAUUUUACGCCCGACCCUAUUGUGCCUCCCGUUUCAAAACGGCGGAAUCAGUCUGCAAAGUCGCAGAGUACAUCAAAGAAGGCGACAGGCCCUUCCGGGGCCGACACAGGGCCAUCUCUAGACGCGUUGACCUCGCUAAAGGCCAAAGUCUUGGGCCAAAUCACCGGCAAGGAAUCUGUGCCGCUGGUCGGCUUGGAAGAAGAAUACAAGAAGGUCCACCAACUAGUGGAGCAGACUAUCAGUGCAGGAGAAGGGAACUCCAUGCUUAUGAUUGGAGCUCGUGGAAGUGGCAAAACAGCCUUGGUCAAUCAGGUGUUGAAUGAGCUGUCCAGAGAUCAGCGGCAGGAUUUCCACAUUAUCAGGCUGAACGGCUUUGUCCAUACGGACGACAAACUCGCGCUGCGUGAGAUUUGGAGACAGCUUGGAAAAGAGAUGGAUGUAGAGGAAGACGCCGCCGGGAAGAACUAUGCCGAUACUCUGGCUAAGCUGCUCGCACUUCUAUCUCACCCUUCCGAACUGGCUGGAGAGGAGUCAGAUGAAGUUGCAAAAGCAGUCAUUUUCGUCAUGGAUGAGUUUGACCUUUUUGCUUCACAUCCUCGCCAGACUCUACUAUACAAUCUGUUCGACAUUGCACAGUCAAGGAAGGCGCCCAUCACCGUCCUGGGCUUAACGACAAGGAUUGGUGUUUCCGAGAACCUUGAGAAGCGAGUCAAGAGCAGGUUCAGCCACCGAUACGUCCACUUGUCGCUGGCAAAGAGCUUUACAUCAUUCCAGGACAUGUGCAAGUCUAAUCUGAUGCUUCGACCCGAGACAUUUGCCGAGUCGGAGGUGACCACCUCUGUUGGCCACACCCCAUCGAAGUCCCAAAAUGGCGCCAAGGGCAAACAAACGGCACAUUCCACGAACAUCCUCACAGCAUGGAACAGCUCCAUCAGAUCCCUCUUCGCCGACGAGCACUUUCUCCACACCUACCUUGCCCCACACUAUCACCUCCACAAAUCCGUCCCCGCCGCCCUUUCCACCUUCCACCUCCCCAUCUCCCUCCUCUCGCCCUCGACCUUCCCCCUCACCCCAGCCCACUUCGCCACCCCCACGCCAACCACCACGACAUCGCCCACACUGCUCGCCCCCCCGGACUCCAAACUCUCCCUCCUCGCGCACCUCUCGGACCUCGCCCUCGCGCUGCUCGUCGCCGCCGCACGUCUCGACAUCAUCCACGACGCCGACACGUGCAACUUCAACAUGGCGUACGCCGAGUACGCGUCCCUGGCCAGCCGGGCCAAGAUCGCGUCGGCGGCGGGCGGCGCGCUGGCGUCGGGCACGCGCGUCUGGGGCCGCGAGGCGGCGCGCCGCGAGUGGGAGAACUUGAGCCGGUGGGAGCUGGUCAUGCCGGUCGUGAACGGCGGCGGCAGCGGGGGCGGUAUCGGGGGCGGCUCGGCGGAUAGUGUCAUGGUGAGGUGCGAUGUUGCGCUCGAGGAGAUUGCGCCGAGUGUGGGGCCGGGGUUGGAUAGGGUUGUGGAAAAGUGGUGUAGGCAUAUUUGA